Alexandromys fortis (reed vole) is the source of this 1730-nucleotide messenger RNA. It is a transcript of the gene Alx3, whose product is annotated as ALX homeobox 3. Gene Ontology annotation, biological process: regulation of transcription by RNA polymerase II. Gene Ontology annotation, molecular function: DNA-binding transcription factor activity, RNA polymerase II-specific; RNA polymerase II transcription regulatory region sequence-specific DNA binding. The transcript has 4 exons. NCBI's taxonomy places the organism in Eukaryota, Metazoa, Chordata, Mammalia, Rodentia, Cricetidae. The coding region runs from base 29 to 1060 and encodes 343 amino acids. The record is from RefSeq and is a predicted model, not a curated record.
CCCGGCGGCCUGUGAGCCCGGAGCCGGCAUGGACCCUGAGAGCUGCGCGCCCUUCUCCGUGGGGCCGGCAGCCGGUCCCUAUGCGGCCCCAGGGGACGAACCUCCAGGCCCCCAGGGGACUCCCGACGCAGCGCCUCACCUGCACCCCGCACCACCCCGAGGCCAGCGGCUUAGCCGCUUCCCGGCCUGCGGGCCCUUGGAACCCUACCUCCCAGAGCCCGCCAAGCCGCCCGCCAAGUACCUGCAGGACCUCGGGCCGGGCCCGGUGCUCAACGGCGGCCACUUCUACGAGGGCCCCGCGGAAGCUGAAGAGAAGGCCUCCAAAGUUGCCAGCUUCCCCCAGCUGCCCGUGGACUGCCGAGGAGGUCCCAGAGACGGGCCCUCUAACGUGCAAGGGUCCCCAGGUCCCUGCCUGGCCAGCCUUCGCGUCCCUCUUUCUCCCGGACUUCCUGACUCCAUGGAGUUGGCCAAGAGCAAGAGCAAGAAGCGCCGGAAUCGUACGACCUUCAGCACAUUCCAGCUGGAAGAACUGGAGAAAGUCUUCCAGAAAACCCACUACCCCGAUGUGUAUGCCCGGGAGCAGCUGGCUUUACGUACGGACCUGACGGAGGCUCGGGUACAGGUCUGGUUCCAGAACCGCAGAGCCAAGUGGCGGAAGCGGGAGCGUUAUGGGAAGAUGCAGGAGGGGCGGAAUCCUUUCACCACUGCCUAUGACAUCUCUGUGCUGCCCCGAACUGACAGUCAUCCUCAGCUGCAGAACUCCCUGUGGCCCAGUCCAGGGUCUGGGAGCCCAGGGGGACCCUGCCUCAUGUCUCCAGAGGGCAUCCCCUCUCCAUGCAUGUCCCCAUACUCCCACUCCCAUGGAAAUGUGGCUGGCUUCAUGGGGGUGCCAGCCUCCCCUGCAGCCCACCCCGGCAUCUAUUCCCUCCAUGGCUUUCCUCCUGCCCUGGGAGGACAUAGCUUUGAGCCCUCUCCGGAUGGUGACUACAAGUCUCCAAGCCUUGUCUCGCUCAGGGUGAAGCCCAAAGAGUCCCCCAGCCUGCUGAACUGGACCACGUGAUGGCUUGCACGGACACAGACUGAGCUGCUCCUCUUCCUGCUCUCACCUGCUCCUUGCCCAUCUCCACCUGAACACCAGACAGCAAACCCUUCUGCCUCCGUAUCAUGGGUGGUUCCAGAAGCUUGGGAAAGAAUCUGGGACCCUCAGCCUCCUUCAGGGAACAGGCUACAGGGUCUUAUCUCUUAGAAUAGAUGGGACGACUUGAAGAGACUUCAACGCAUGCAGGACUCUGCCUUAUAAACUGGGUCCCCUCAUUCAAAUUGGGCGAGAGGAAAGGUGACAGACGCUGCCCUUUUCCUCAAGACUGUUUCUAAUCCGGGGAGCCGGUCCAGGAAGAUGGAAGGAGGAGGUAGACUGAAGCAGGGAGGUGCUCUCUGUGGCACUUAGGGUUGGCCACCAGGGGACAUCCGCUCAGCGCCUGGAGCUGACAUGUGACCAAAAGGCUAUAGUCAGUUUGAUAAAAGGUGGGGGUCUCCUCUGCCCCAAGCACCCCUCACAUCUUUCUACCCUCAGCCCAGUCUACCAACAUACUUGGAGUCAUUUUCUCCAAGAGGCAGGGAAGAAAUUCCACCAAACAUUAAAUAUUUGGAUUUGUUUUCAUGGAAUCAGGUCAGGACUAUGCCAUAGAAACCAGAUUGGAUGUUGAUCAAAAUAAAACAGAUUUUUCCAG